Molecule: messenger RNA, 3131 nt
Organism: Conger conger (European conger)
Lineage: Eukaryota; Metazoa; Chordata; Actinopteri; Anguilliformes; Congridae
Product: protein kinase C and casein kinase II substrate protein 3-like
Exons: 11
Coding region: 93-1373 (426 amino acids)
Biological process (GO): regulation of endocytosis; cytoskeleton organization; plasma membrane tubulation
Cellular component (GO): endosome; plasma membrane; cytoplasm
Molecular function (GO): protein binding; phospholipid binding
Source: RefSeq, a predicted model, not a curated record
UCCCUCCUGAGAGUACGCAGUCAGACAGGUGAAGAGCCGCAGCUUCAUAGAGAGCCUCCUCCAAUGUUCCAUGCUGCAAGAGAGUCUCUGCCAUGACCUCUAACGGAGUGCGGAUGGAGUUACGGACUGGGAGAAGUUUUUGGGAGCCGGGGAAUUACAGGAGCACGGUGAAGCGUGUGGAGGAUGGGCACAGGCUCUGCACAGAGCUGGUGAGCUGCUUCCAGGAGCGAGCCAAGAUCGAGAGGAACUAUUCUCUACAGCUGGCUGACUGGGCCGGGAGAUGGAGAGGCAUUGUGGAUAAAGGGCCGCAGUACGGAUCGCUGGAAAAGGCCUGGCAGGCCUUCCUGAAUGCAGCAGGCCGGCUGAGUGAGAUCCACAUGGAGCUGAAGAACCACCUGGUGGGGGAGGAGAGCCAGAGGGUCCUGCGCUGGCAGAAGGAGGCCUUCCACAAGCAGAUCAUAGGUGGCUUCAGGGAGACCAAGGAGGCGGAGGAGGGCUUCCACAAAGCCCAGAAAACCUGGGCCCGGAAACUGAAGGAUGUGGAGACCACCAUGAAGAGAUACCACCAAGCACGAAAAGUUGAGCACGCUGCUGUGGGCCGCGAGGGUAUCGCCAAAGCUGACCCAACUAAGUCUCAGGAUGAGGUCCAGAAACUGCAGGUCCGUGUGGAAAAGUGCAACAUGGAGGCUGAAAAGGCAAAGGAACGCUACGAGAGAGCCCUGGAGGAGCUGAACCGCUGUAACCCGCGUUAUAUGGAGGACAUGGAGCAGGUGUUUGAGAUGACUCAAGACGCCGAGAAGAAGCGACUGUGCUUCUUUAAGGAGGUCUUGCUGGACAUCCACAAACAAAUGGAUCUCUCCAGCAAUGAUAGGGUCAUCUCCCUGUUCCGUGACCUGGGCCAGACCAUCACGACUGCCAGUGCUGCUGAGGACCUGAGGUGGUGGCGAAACCGGCACGGGCCAGGCAUGCAUAUGAACUGGCCACAGUUUGAGGAGUGGUCAGCUGAUGACAUGCGCACUAUCUGCCCGAGGGAAAUGGACAGUCACAUUGAGGAUGUCUGUUUCCCACAAGAAGAUGAAACACCCCUGGGAUCUCCCAGAAGUGGAAAAGACUACGCAUCUGAGUGGUCAGAUGAGAGCAGCAGAAAGUAUAUUGCAGCAAAUGGGGUUGAAGAGGAGGAAAAGAUAGUUGGAGUGGGUGUAAAAGCGCUGUAUGAUUACGAGGGAGAAGAGGAAGAUGAACUCAGCUUUAAAGCAGGUGCCCUGCUGACAAAGCUUGGGGAGGAGGACGACCAGGGCUGGUGUAAGGGACAGUUGGAUGACGGGCAGAUCGGACUGUACCCUGCCAAUUACGUUGAGGUCAUCGGAUCCUGAUGGCCCGCCUCCUGAACAUGUUCGGCCAAUAACAUUGGAGAGUGGCUCAUUAAUGUGCCAUUCUCAUUCUCUAGUGCUGCCGUUUCCCCUGAGGGGGCAGAUGAACCAUGAUGCGAACAGAUGAGCAGGGGACAAUUGGAAUCUUAGCCCAGGUAUAAUCCUGAAUCAUUCCCACAUUUCCACCUGGGAUGGGCUGGUGUGUCUGUAGGAUUUUGCCACCAGUUCUUAUGCCAUGACCGAUUCACACGCAAAUUAGACCACAGUAAAAUGCUACAACGGACAAGAACAUUUAUCAGGUGCUAUUUAUAUCCGCGAAUCUGGCUAAAUAUGACAGUUCAUGUAAAUGAUUGGGCUAAUUAAAUAAUUAAGAACAGAAGUUGAAUCCUGAAGGGCCUGACAUCAUGGUGGCCACAACAGCACAGAUCAACUAACUGACAGAGGUGAGAUGCAGCAUGAAUACGCCAGACCUCUACAGAUCACGCCAUGUCUCUUUGCUCUCCCUUGAGGCUUGUACUUAUUAACAUUAACAAUGCACUUAUUAACAUUGAAAGUAACUAUUUAAAAAUCAGCCUGAUAAAAAGCAGAACUGAUUUUCUUAAUAUCCUGUGUAUACGUUACCUGUCCAUGCACACACAAUCCCUCCAAUGACAACAAGGAUAUGCAAGCUUUUUCUGAAAUGGGCGGUAUAAACAGAAAUGUUCUCUUGCUUUGCUCUUUAUUUAUAAAGAUAACAUAGGGCAGUCAUCUCUUAAUUUAUGUUCAAAAAUUUUUUUUAAACAUUCUUUUAAAUGGAUACAUACAAAUUGGGUAAAAUAGUUUGAUAAGAGAUUUGAGCAAAGGUGCCUUUUCCGGUGGAGUAUUAGUUUGAACUGCGGACAGUCAAUCAGAGAACAUUGAAAUCCUUUAAUUUUUUUUUAUUUAUGCUUCUGUUCAAAUAGCUUGUCAAAAGUUUGUGGUUGUAUGCAUGCAUCUGUACUUAUCUGUGUGUGUACAGUACUGUGCAAAAAGUCUUAAGCACCCUAGAUGUGUAUUUUACUAGUUAUGGAUGUGAUGCUUUAACUUGUGGAAGAACCUAUGCACUUGUAAAUCGUUUUGGAUUAGAAGCAUUUGCCAAAUGACUAAAAUGUAAAAUGUUAAAAUAAAUUUGGUCUUAGAUAUUGAAACAAUAUAUAUUUUUUUUUUAAUUCAUUUUCUGCAUUAGUGUGUUAAUAGAAAAGAGCAAAUGUAAGAUUUCCAAAAAAUCCAAUUUUCAGAUUUAGAACUUGAUUUAGGCCGUCCGGGAUUACCUGGAGGGCUGAAGCAUGUGAGUCUGCAGAAGAGCUGUGGCAGGUUUAAAACAAACUACCACCUGAUUUUCUUAUAAAACUGCGGGACAGUGCACGUAAGGGAAUUUAUUCAGUUUUAUAAUAGGUGGUCACAAAAAAUAUUGAUUUGAUUUUGUUUUUAACUGUUCACUGCUCUUUACUGUGAUUUAAAAAUAAAAAACAGCUGAUUUCAUUCUUUUUGUAAGCAUCUUUGCUUUACAUAUUUUUUUCUUGUGCCUAAGACUUUUGCACAGUACUCUAUGUGUGUAUGUGCACAUUUGUGUGUGUGCUUGUUUGGCUGGAGGGGUGUCAUCCAGACCCCAUCCAGUCCCUAUAUAUAUAAAACUUAAUCUGCAUAUUUCAUUUUGUGGUGGACAAUGGGGGGUAUGAUACCCAUGUAAAGGGGAUUCUGCCAUUUUUCUAAAGUCAUUAAUAAAAGGUUCAGUUUCCUGUG